AGGCCUUUUUUUUCCAAGUCAUUGUAGACCUUAUAGGAAAUGAUUGUCUUUGUGCUUUGAGAGUUUUUAGGAGCAGUGAAGAAUGCAUCCAUAUUGAUUUCAGCUUGUUGGGAUAUAUGGUCCUUUGGUUGUGGACUUAUGAAUGAAGAUCCUGUGGGGUUUCAAGUUGCAAGACGUCAAUCCAAAUUUGGACAGAUCAAAAGUGUGUUUGUUAGGAGCAAUUUUUCUGUCAGUAAGUUUGGAGAUAGUGCAGGGAAUAGGUUUUCGUGUGCCCAGAAGGGAUUUCAGUCUAGCUAUCUUGGCAGUAUAGCUCGUCGAGCACCUGAUGCAGAUGAAGCAGCUGAAGUUUCAUAUAAAGAAUUUUACCAUCAGAAUGAUCCCGAGGCUGUGAUUAGAGUAUUUGAAAGCCAUCCAUCUCUCCAUAAUAGUGCCUCAGCUCUUUCUGAAUACGUAAAAGCAUUAGUGAAAGUUGAUAGGCUUGAUGAAAGUGAAUUACUGAAGACAUUAAGGAGAGGUAUGUCCAAUUCAAUGGGUGAGGAAGAAACUGUAACUGCUGGUCUUUCUGCUUUUAGAAAUGGGGGAAAAGCGGCAAAAGGCAUUCCUCUUGGAACUGCUAGUAAUCCAAUUCAUAUGGUGGCUAGAGAAGGUGGGAAUAUAAAAGAUCGGCUAUGGCGGACACUAGGGUCACUAAGGUCCGUUGCAGUGGCCUUUGUCUUGAUUUUGGGUCUAGGAGCACUCAUUGAAGCCGCUGAAGAUGAAGGAAUUAGUAAUGAAGGAACUAGUAAAGAAGUGCAACCCAGCAUGGACUCAAGUACAAAAUUUAAUGAUGUAAAAGGUGUUGACGAGGCAAAAGCAGAGCUGGAAGAAAUUGUUCACUACCUUCGAGAUGCUAAGGACCUUGCUACGGGAAAGACGAUUUUAACUGCUAAAGAGCAAAGUGGGUUGUAUUUGUUGGAAUCUGAUGACCAAAACAAAACAAAAAUCAUGAGUCAACAAGCUACAUCUGAAACGUGGGCAAAUUCCCAAAUAUGGCUACAUCAUAAAAGGCUUGGGCAUCCUUCAUUCAACCUUCUUAAAUCCUUAUUUCCUCAUUUGUUUACUAAGGAGUCUAUUGAGUCUUUUAAUUGUGAUAUUUGUCAAUUGUCAAAACACCAUCGUGCAUCCUAUCCUAUUAGUAAUAAAAAGAGUACUUCUCCAUUUGAUUUAAUUCACUCUGAUGUUUGGGGACCUGUCGUAGAAUCUAUUUCCGGAGCUAGAUGGUUUGUUACCUUUAUUGACGAUUGUACCCGUGUCACAUGGACAUACCUUAUGAAAAAUAAAUCAGAAGUUUUCCAAAUCUUUGUUAAUUUUUUCCGUCUGGUCCAAAAUCAAUUUGGAAAAAAUAUCAAAAGAAUCAGGUCUGAUAAUGGUACUGAAUAUGUGAAUCAUGAAUUUCUUAAUUUUUUGUCUCAUAAUGGUAUUGUUCAUGAACUAACAUGUGUAAACACCCCUCAACAAAACGGGGUUGCAGAAAGAAAGAAUCGUCAUCUUCUAGAAGUAACUAGAGCUCUUCUUUUUCAAAUGUCUGUUCCAAAAAAUUACUGGGGAGAAGCUGUGUUAACUGCCACAUAUCUCAUCAACAGGUUACCCACCCGUAUCUUAAAUGGCAUUAGUCCUAUAGAGUCUCUAUUGUCUUUUGUUCCCUCUUGCCCUCUAAUAUCGAGUCUACCUAGUCGAGUCUUUGGAUGUACUGUUUUUGUUCACUCUCAUCAUCCUAAUCGUAGUAAAUUAGAUCCCAAAGCUCUUAAAUGUGUCUUUAUUGGGUAUCCUUCUAAUAAAAAAGGGUACAAAUGUUAUCAUCCUCAGAGUCGUCGCGUCUUUAUCACCAUGGAUGUCACCUUUCAGGAAACACAAUCCUUUUAUGCCAGUCCACCACUUCAGGGGGAGAAAGCACUUGAAGUGGAGGAGCUCUCCUUCUUGUCAUUACCAUAUUUGUCUUUGCAGGAUGCCCAAGAUCUAAGCAAUGAAGCUACCAUGGUCCACAAUGAGGAAGAAGCGGAAGAAGAGGAAGACAAAUUUUUUGGCAAAAAAUAUGAAAGAAGAAAACAACCCACUUCGACUCUCGAGCAAGAAAAAUUGUCUAAUCCGGAGGUGAGGAUCCCUGAAGAUAACAGUGAGGAGGUAAGUAUUACUGAGGACUUACCCAUUGCAUUGAGAAAGGAAAGAAGAUCAUGUGCUAAAUAUCCUAUUUCUCAGUAUGUUUGCACUAACAAUCUCUCUGAUAAGCACAGAAGCUUUAUUGCUGCCAUUGAUGCCACAGAAAUUCCUACCUCAAUCCAGGAGGCCAUGAAACUUGAACAUUGGACUCAAGCCAUGAAAGAAGAGAUGAAUGCAUUAGAAAGAAAUUCAACUUGGGAGAUUGUUGAUAAGCCAAGAGACAAGAAGGCAGUAGGGUGUAGAUGGAUAUUCACAGUGAAACAUAAGGCAGAUGGGACAAUAGAAAGAUAUAAAGCUAGAUUGGUGGCAAAAGGCUAUACCCAAACUUAUGGGAUUGACUAUGAGGAGACGUUUGCCCCAGUGGCAAAGAUGAAUACAGUUCGAGUUGUUCUCGCUUUGGCUGCUCAUUUUGGUUGGGACUUACACCAGUUGGAUGUGAAGAAUGCCUUUCUUCAUGGAAAUCUAGAAGAGGAAGUGUACAUGGAGAUUCCCCCAGGUUUUGAAGUGAAAAAUGAAAGAAACAAGGUAUGCCUCCUAAAGAAAGCAUUGUAUGGUCUUAAGCAAUCCCCUAGAGCAUGGUUUGGAAGAUUUACAAAAGUAAUGGUUUCCUUGGGAUACAGACAAAGCCAAGGAGAUCAUACUCUAUUCAUAAAACACUCUUCUACAGGUAAACUCACUCUAUUGCUUGUCUAUGUGGAUGAUAUGAUUAUUGCAGGAGAUGAUGAAACAGAAAAAUUGGCAUUAAAAGAAAAAUUGGCAGCCCAAUUUGAAAUGAAAGACCUAGGAAAACUCAAGUAUUUUCUUGGAAUAGAGGUUGCUUAUUCCAAAAAUGGAAUUUUCAUCUCCCAAAGGAAAUAUGUACUUGAUCUCCUCAAAGAAACAGGGAAGCUGGGAUGUAGAACCUCAACAGUUCCUAUAGAACAAAAUCACAGAAUUGGAAGUGAAGAAAGUGCUCCUGUAGAGAAGGCCCAAUAUCAGAGAUUGGUAGGGAAAUUGAUUUAUCUAUCACACACAAGACCAGACAUUGCUUAUGCAGUUAGUGUAGUGAGCCAAUUUAUGCAUGAUCCAAGAGAGAGACACAUGCAAGCAGUUGACAAAAUUCUCUAGUACUUGAAGUCAAGUCCAGGAAAGGGGUUAUUGUUCAAAAGGGAAGAUACAUUGACUAUGAAAAUAUAUACUGAUGCUGACUAUGCAGGUUCUAUUACUGACAGAAAAUCUACUUUUGGGUAUUGUAUGUUUCUUGGAGAUAGUCUCGUAACAUGGAGGAGCAAAAAGCAAGAUAGAGUAUCUCGUUCUAGUGCAGAAGCUGAGUUCCGAGCCCUUGCUCAAGGAAUGUGUGAAGGACUCUGGAUGAAAAUCAUUUUGGAUGACCUUAAAGUCAAGGUGGACAACCCCGUGCAACUAUAAGUCUGCCAUGAGCAUUGCCCAUAAUCCAGUACAACAUGAUAGGACCAAACACAUUGAGAUUGACAGACAUUUCAUCAAAGAUAAUCUAGACAGAGGCUUUGUGAUUACAACUCAUGUUCCUACAGAACUUCAGAUAGCAGAUAUUUUACAAAAGGGCUCCCUCAGGGUAGAUUUCAAGAUCUUGUAGGCAAGUUGGGAAUGAUUGAUAUUCAUUUACCAACUUGAGGGGGAGUGUUGUAAUUAGAGAAAAAAUCUUCCUAAUUAGA
Messenger RNA from Cajanus cajan (pigeon pea), 3869 nucleotides. NCBI's taxonomy places the organism in Eukaryota, Viridiplantae, Streptophyta, Magnoliopsida, Fabales, Fabaceae. The record is from RefSeq and is a predicted model, not a curated record.